UAUAAAAUGAGUCAAAAGGAAACUUAUUGAUCACAAAUAAAUGAAAACAGAAUCAGCAGAUUUUUUAAAUUAAACAUUCUGUAAAACGUGUUUUCUCGUAAUUUUGUCCUACACGAGGUGCCGUCUCCCGGGAACUGAGACGCAUCACGAUUGGCCCGAAACAUCCCGCCUCCUCUUCACUCUCACGUUUCCUAAUUGGUUGACAAACACGUGUUUCUGGUCAACACGGAAGUAGGAGACGAACAUACCGGAGUUGUUUUGAAAGCUGCGGCUCUGCGCGUCUCUCUCUCUCUUUCAAGUGAAACGUCCCCUAAACCAAACAACACAUCGUUUACGACUCAAACGAUCAUAAACGAACAAGUGGGUUUAAUGAUAAACGAGCCGCAGACUCGGCCCCGGAAGCAGGUUAGCUUCACGUUAGCCCGGAAACGCACUGCACCUGACUCCGCUGCCUGUCAGUCAUUCCAGUGACUGAUCAUCAUGGCGUCUCUUGGUGCUGUGUCCCUGCUGGGCUUCAAGCGGCUGUCUGUUUACCUGGAGGACUGCAUGAAGGCUCCGGCAGACCUGAGAUCAGCUGCACAGCAGGAACCAGAGGCUUCUUCAGACGACGUCUCCGUCCUCGUUCUGGAGGAUCUCUCCUUCAGCACAAAACCCUCUGGUAUGAACGCUCACAUCGUGCUUCAGGCCACAGAGCAGAGUUGCCCCAGCAUCGAGGGUGAGUUAGAAGAGGACAACGAGCAGCUGAAGGCCGACACCAAGAUAAACAAAAUAAGGUUGGAGUCUAAUCAGCAGCUACAGAGGAGCCGGUCAGAGAUUAACUUAUACAAAGAAGAGGCAGCGUGUGAAGACAGAGACUCAAACUCAGAGGGAACUAAUCCUGGAGAAAUCGACCGACUCCAGCUGAGUCACACAGCAGCUGCUGGGACGCCGUCAGUGUUUCAGGAAGACGGCGGCUCAGACUUACAGAACCAUAAACUGUCCAAGUCUCUGAAAUCCUCUGAGCUGAGCGAUGUAGAGGCUGGUCAGGAGGAAGCAGGCGGCUCAGAUCAGAGAAGUGUCUCCACAGCAAACAUCACCACACCAGAGCAACAGGACACUGGAGACGUGGACACUGGCUGUGGAGAAGAAACAGAGAAGAACCUGCAAGAAAGUGCGUCUGAAUCACGGUCGCACCGCUGCAAGGAUUGUGGGAAAUCCUUUUCAGGGAGACGCAACGUCCUCCGACACCAGCGGCAUCACUGCAGCGUGUUGGUCCGAAGGCCGAUUCCCUCAGAAGAGACGCAGCCGGAGAAGUUUCCUUGCAGCAGAUGCAGCCGGACGUUUCGGACUAAGCAACACUUGGGGCUCCACGAGAAGGCUCACAAAGAAAACCAGGAGGGGAAAGCUGCUCGGCGAGAACGAUGUCACAGCUGCUCACAGUGCAGCAAGAGCUUCUACCUGCUGCAAACCCUGCGGCAGCACCUGCUCACCCACAGCGGAGAGAAGUCCUUCAGCUGCACCAUCUGCGGGAAGCAGUUUGGGAGAGAAGGAACUCUGAGGGAGCACCAGCUGAUCCACACCCGGGAGAAAACGUUCACAUGUGAGCAGUGCGGCAAGACGUUCGCCAGAAGAGGAGAUCUCAGGAAACACAUGGUCAGUCACUCUGACGAGCGGCCGUUCAGCUGCAGCUUCUGCGCCAAGAGCUUCAAGCUGGUGUCCAAGCUGAAGCAGCACGAGCGUCUCCACACGGGGGAGAAGCCGUUCCAGUGCUCGCUGUGCUCCAAGAGAUUCAGGAUCCACGUGUCGCUGGCCGUGCACCACCUCACCCACACGGGAGAGAAGCCCUUCAAGUGCACCAUGUGUCCGAAGGCCUUCAGCGACCGGAACAACCUGAGGAAGCACCAGAUGAUUCACUCCGGAGAGAAGCCGUACAGCUGCUCACACUGCGGCAAGAGCUGCCGCCUGCUGCAGCACCUGCUCAUCCACCAGCGCAGCCACACGGGCGAGAAACCCUUCACCUGCGACCAGUGCGGGAAAGGAUACGCCCGUCUGUCCACUCUGAAGACACACCAGUCCGUCCACACUCACAAACCGCUGCGCUGCUCCCUGUGCGGCCAGGAAUUCAAGGGUCUGCCGGAGCUGACCGAUCACGAGUGCAAGGAGACGGCUGAGAAGCCACACCGCUGCUCGCAGUGCGGCAAGUGCUUCACCCAGGCCGUGAACCUGAAGAAGCACCAGCUGAUCCACUCUGGACAGAAACCACACGACUGCAAACAGUGCGGGAAGCAGUUCAACCACAGGAGCAACCUCACGAAGCACACGCGCAUCCACACGGGAGAGAGGCCGUUCAAGUGUGAGCUCUGUGGGCGGAGCUUCAGGCUCCAGCAGCAUCUCACCAACCACCGAGCAACUCACAACAAGAAGCCAACGCACAAACAGACCUUGUGACGGCCGCAGGUUGUGUUUGUUUAACACAUUCACACCGGAUUGAACAUGUGCUGCUGCCGCCGUCUGAUCAACUGUCUGCAGCUCAUCACAUCCAAACCUCAAUGAACGUUUCAGAUCUUUUCCCGUUAACUGAGUUGGUCAGUGAACAUCCAGCUCGAUGUCCUGAAGUGCAGAGGUCACAACGCCUUUUCUGUUAGAGCGCCCCCUCUCUGUGGAACAAUCCCCCUGAGAAUCAACUCUUUUAAAGACGCCUCCUCAUCGAUCGAAGUUGCUCAACUCUUGGAUGUGACCCCGGACGCUGGUGAGUCACUGGUUUUGUGGAAACUGAACCUUGAGGGUUUAAAUGAAGCGACGCGGACGCUGGAGAAUCAUUCAGCGACAGUAGCCGAG
Platichthys flesus (European flounder) is the source of this 2817-nucleotide messenger RNA. RefSeq names its product gastrula zinc finger protein XlCGF57.1-like. Gene Ontology annotation, biological process: regulation of DNA-templated transcription. The transcript is spliced from 7 exons. The record is from RefSeq and is a predicted model, not a curated record. Lineage: Eukaryota; Metazoa; Chordata; Actinopteri; Pleuronectiformes; Pleuronectidae. The coding region runs from base 481 to 2427 and encodes 648 amino acids. Gene Ontology annotation, molecular function: DNA-binding transcription factor activity, RNA polymerase II-specific; RNA polymerase II cis-regulatory region sequence-specific DNA binding.